Talaromyces rugulosus is the source of this 1032-nucleotide messenger RNA. RefSeq lists its product as uncharacterized. The transcript is spliced from 7 exons. Bases 1 to 1032 code for a protein of 343 amino acids. Lineage: Eukaryota; Fungi; Ascomycota; Eurotiomycetes; Eurotiales; Trichocomaceae. The record is from RefSeq and is a predicted model, not a curated record. Gene Ontology annotation, molecular function: hydrolase activity.
AUGGAGGACGUAAUAGACGGCUUUCCCACUGCGUCGGUUAACCUGUCUGAACCAUCCACGGAGUGGAACUCGGUGGCUGCAAUCCAGAAAGAGAAGGACGAGCUAGCAAUGAAAAUGCUCUUUAUUCCGAUCGAGCAGUAUCGAGCAAUUGGAUAUCGCGCACCUCCAGUCCCAGCUGACAGCCCUGUACCCGGAAAAGAUCUUAAUAUCUCGCACAGAAAAGUGUAUGUCCGAGAUGGUUCUGAGAUAGAUAUUCGCAUAUAUACUCCCGACCACUGCACCCCGGGCUCGUUACUGUUUUUUAAUGCCCAUGGCGGAGGCUUCGUUACUGGGAAUACAGAAACGGAGGAAUCUCAGAAUCGCAUAAUUGCAGUAAAAAAUCGGGCCGUGGUGGUGAGUGUUGAAUAUCGCUGCGCUCCGGAAUUCAAGUAUCCAUACGCUGUGGAUGACUGCUUUGACGUCUUGAGAUGGUGUCAAGAGCACGCCGAUGUGCUAAAUAUCAACCCGCAUAACAUUAUUGUCGGAGGAGGAAGCGCAGGCGCAAACCUAUCGGCUGUGUUAGCUCUCCAAUUUCGAGACCUAGCAAUUCCAGGGAUCGUCGGCCAAAUACUCAACAUCCCCGUAACCUGCCAUCCUGCGUGUUUUCCAAGUGACAAAUACGAGUACAAAAGCUAUGAGGUGAAUAAGGACUCGCAGAUAGUAAACACAGAGCGGAUGCACUGGUUCUGGAACCACUAUCUGCCAGAGAUCACGGUUGAUCCGUAUAUCAAUCCUCUUCUGGCCGAGUCACACCACGAGUUACCACCCGCAUUGGUACAAGUCGCCGGUAUGGACCCCUUGAGAGACGAAGGGAUCGCAUAUGCUCGAGCUUUACAAGCGGCAGGUGUCUCUACCGUUUUGAAGGUGUAUCCGGGGCUGCCACAUGCAUUUUACAUAUAUCCACAGUUGCCUUCCACAGCAGUGUAUUUACAGACAAUGGUGGACUGGAUAGCAACAAACUUCCAGGGAAAGUCCAUAGGAGAGGGAAACUAG